UAGGCCUAGAAGGAAGCCAAGAUUAAAUUUUACAGAGGAAAAUCAUGGGCAGCUUAACAGAAGAAGAACUUAUGCAAAUGGUGAGAGAUUUCCAUGAAUCAGACUCAUCAGCUCCACCACCCAACUCAUUAUCAUCUUCACAGCCCCUCUCUCCUCCUCACCAAUCCAAAUAUCUCACUUUACAGGAGAUAAUAUGGAGGGCAACAGAUUGUGAGAUUGAGAUUCUUGAGAAAGUGUUGAUGUAUUUGAGGAACACUGAGACUUUGAUGGAACCCAACAAUCUGAAAAACAAAUGGGUUGUGAUGAAACUGAAAAAGGAUGGUUAUGAAGCCUCCCUUUGCAAAACUUCAUGGGUUUCUUCUUUUAGGCUCUCUGAAGUUUGUCAAAUUACAGGUGAUUAUGAAUAUGUUGAUGUAAUGAUGAAGGACAAGAACAAUGUCAAAGUGACAAGGCUUAUAGUGGACAUGGAUUUCAGGUCUCAAUUUGAACUGGCAAGACCUACACAAAACUACAAGCAGCUCAAAGACACUCUGCCCACCAUCUUUGUUGGGACAGAAGAAAAGCUUGACAAAAUUAUAUCUCUGCUUUGCCCAGCUGCAAAACAAUCUCUCAAGGAGAAUGGCCUCCGUGUUCCUCCUUGGAGAAAAGCCAAGUACAUGCAAUCCAAGUGGCUUUCCAAAGAUUGCAAGAAAGUCUCAAUCAAUAUGGAAACGGGAAUUAUGGAUCAUAAGAGUGAACCCCAAUUUACAACUACUCAUUGAUCCCAGCAAAAUUAGUACUAAUUGGGCAUGCCAUUUUGAAGCUGCAGGGAAGAGUACAGAUCAAUGUUGUGAUCUUGGAUCUUGGACACCAAUUUUAAUUUUCCUUUAAUUUUGAUCCCCUCUCAAUUUUCUUUAAUUUCAGGUCAAUUUUGUUGGGGCAGACGUCAAGGUUUUGUAUGUUUCCAGAGCUAUUUCCUAGGUGUCUCAGAGCCAGACAUUUUUGUACUGGUUUUUUUCCACUAGUAUUCUGCUCAUGAGGGCCUCAGUUGCUGACUGAAAUUAACUUGCUCAUCAAGUCUUGAGACUGUUUUGAAGCAGAAGGAAUUAAUGGAGAAACGCAUGCCAACAUUUUGGUUUGGCCUCCUUGUUUUUUUAUUUUAUUUAUAAUAAUUUUGCUUUUUCCAAUGAAAAAU
This is a messenger RNA of Prunus dulcis (almond), 1174 nucleotides long. RefSeq lists its product as uncharacterized. NCBI's taxonomy places the organism in Eukaryota, Viridiplantae, Streptophyta, Magnoliopsida, Rosales, Rosaceae. Bases 45 to 761 code for a protein of 238 amino acids. The transcript is spliced from 3 exons. The record is from RefSeq and is a predicted model, not a curated record.